AUGAGAAGAAAUGCCAAGAAAAGCGACUUAGAAUACCAGUUUCGGUCGCAACAGAGUAAUGCCCAUGAAAACGAACGGAGAGAGGUUGAUGGACCAGAAUUAUCGAGGAAAAACUUGCAGAGGGAACUCUCGGAAAAUUCUGCCAAUCCUGCUGGGUCUCACAGCGUCGUUCGUGAUACCUCUGAGGGUGACCAAUCAACUGCAGAAGUAAAUCUCAUCUACAGUACUACUCACGAGGAGGACAUCAGUGAACCUCUUAUUGAUUAUGAAGAAAAGCGAAACCCACUCCAUCAGAGAAGUGGUGUUACCAGUAACUCGAGACUUGAAGUGCUGCGCAAAUCUAAAGAGAAAACCGAGGAAAGCAUGGCUCUUUUGUGA
This is a messenger RNA of Cooperia oncophora, 378 nucleotides long. NCBI's taxonomy places the organism in Eukaryota, Metazoa, Nematoda, Chromadorea, Rhabditida, Trichostrongylidae. The record is from the annotation of a GenBank genome assembly.